GCAUACCCGUCAGGAGUUACGCGCUGUCGAUUUUCCAGCGCUCUGUCACGAGGCGGGGCCUCGCAUUAAACACCUCGAACGCACCGCAAGCAUUGCAACCAAGCAGGGCUAUUUUCCGCAGGCUCUCAUUCGUGCAAUGUUGAGCAAUAAGGAAGCAGCCGGUCGCCCUUCGUCGUCGCACGCCCGACCAGAAGCUCCAUUUCCGCUCAUACGCUCCAAAAGCUAUCUGACCAGGGAUGUCGAGGACAAAGUUGGUAUUGAUCUAGCAUACGGCAAGGCUGCUGCCGAUCUGGUAAAUGUUAUCAGAGAGGCUGCAACUUCAAUCAGCCCUAUCCAGUAUAUCUAUCUGCAGAAGAACGACCUUGAGAAGCUUCCACCUGAACUAGGACUGCUGAACUCUCUGGUGCACAUGGACGUGUCUUUCAACAACUUAGACGAAUUGCCUGGUCUUAUUUUUCGGGACCUGCAUCAACUGAGGUUCUUUGGAGCUCAGAGCAACCAACUAAGCCGGGUGCCGGAGGAGCUCGGGUUCUGCACAGACCUCACGCAGCUGCGGCUCUUCAAAAAUAGCAUCGACCAGCUUGCGGAAAAGCUUUUCUCUACUCUUCUUCACCUUGAGUUGCUGGAUGUUGCGCUCAACAACCUGACCACUUUACCAGCAGAUCUCUUCCUUUGCUGGAAAUUGAAGAAGCUGUAUCUGUCGCACAACCGUCUUCGAGCUCUCAGCCCGGCCAUACGGAACCUCCGUCAGUUGAAGCACCUGGACCUUUCACAUAAUGAGCUUCAGACCCUGCCGAAGGAAGUAGGCAACCUCGAAAACCUCCUUGUUUUGGACGUCAGUGGAAAUAAGAUUCACCACCUUCCGCAAGAUGUGUUUGCAAAUAUGUGCGCGCUGCAGUUCUUGGAUUUGCGGAGGAACAAGCUGUCGGAACUUCCGAGUCUGUCUAGACUGGAAUCGCUGAGCACUUUGCAUGUAGACGACAACCCGAUUGAGGUGUUGACACCAUCACUGGGAGAACUGGAGAAGUUGGAGACACUGACUCUCGAUGUGGGGACUUCGUCGAGGCUGCAGAGCCCGCCGAAAGAGAUAUGUAGGCAGGGAUUGAAGGCUAUUCAGGCGCGUCUGCGAAGCAGGCAAUAGAAGGCUUUAGAUAUCCAAUGCACAUAGCAACAAAUAACCGGCACUGAGCCCACAUCGCGACAUUUUCGUCCUCUGAGGACGCAUCAACCCGUGAGACAUCCUCGGAACCAAACCCGUGCGAAGCCCAUCGUCAAGGCAUCCGUGACUUCUGCCAACGCUUUACCAAUGCCCUCAGGUGUCCAAGGGAAAGUUGGGCAUACCCUUCAGGCCAACGUCGGGUGCCGCGAUCCGUC
This is a messenger RNA of Fimicolochytrium jonesii, 1374 nucleotides long. RefSeq lists its product as uncharacterized. The coding region runs from base 137 to 1141 and encodes 334 amino acids. Lineage: Eukaryota; Fungi; Chytridiomycota; Chytridiomycetes; Spizellomycetales; Powellomycetaceae. The record is from RefSeq and is a predicted model, not a curated record. Gene Ontology annotation, molecular function: protein binding. The transcript has 2 exons.